CUCAGUAUUAAUGGCUAGUCGUCCCUAGUCAAACCAACACACACUACCCCCUUCAUCUCUCCCUUUCCCUCUCUGGAAACUUAACAUCCAACACCUCUCCCAUGGCGGCCCUCGUCGCCGAUCUCUUCGCCUUACUCAAAAUCUUUCUCUCAGUCCUCGCCUCUUUACUCUACUCCUAUUUCAUAUCCUCAAAGCUCCCAAAAGGCCUCCCAAGGCUCCUUUCUCUCCUCCCAAUCCUCUCCCUUUUCACUCUUCUCCCUCUUCUUGUCUCCUCCAUCUUAUUCGCCGCCAUUGUCUCCUCCAUCGUCACUUGGCUCACUUCCUUCAAGCUCCUCCUCUUUUCUUUCCAUUCAGGCCCUUUAGUUUCCGACCCACCACUUCCAUUUCUUCUGUUCGUUUCUCUCGCUUUUUUCCCAAUCAGAAUCAAGAAAAAGGAAUCCCAAAAACCCAUUGAUUCUCCUAAAUUGCCUAUCAAUUUUCCGGCGAAAGUGUUUUUGUUCACCGUCUUGAUGGCCGUCGAAGAUUCUCUGCCCCCUUAUAUGAAGCUCUGUUUUAAUUGUGUGGCUCUGUAUUUCUUCAUCGACAUUGUUGUUGGAUUUUUCAAUACGAUUGCGAGAUGGGUUUUUGGAAUCGAGUUCGAAGAGCCAUCCAACGAGCCGUAUUUAUCUACCUCGCUUCAGGAUUUUUGGGGGAGGAGGUGGAAUAUAUUGGUUUCAAAUCUUUUGAGAUUGACUGUUUUUAUACCAGUUAGGAGCGCCAUGAUCGACGUGGCAGGUCGGCGGCGGUCGGCGGCUGUGGGAGUGUUUGCGGUGUUUGUGGUGUCGGGACUAAUGCACGAACUGCUGUUUUACUAUGUGAACCGAGAGUCUCCGAGUUGGGAGGUUACUGGAUUUUUUGUGCUUCAAGGAGUUUGUGUACUGCUGGAAUUUCAGUUGAAGAUGGCGGUGGGGGAAAAGUUUCGUAUGCAUUAUGCGGUUUGUUGGGUGUUGACGAUGGGGUUUGUGGUUGUUACCGCCUCCUGGCUGUUCUUUCCGCCGGUUUUGAGGAAUGGGACGGUGGCCAGAUUAACUGGAGAUUGUAGGGCGGUGCUAGAGUUGGUGAAUGAUCUCGUUAAGUUCGUUCUUAAAAGUUCAUCUUGAAAGUACAAGGGAGAUCAUGAUGACUAAUUACAACUGCAUCCUUUCAUCAUAAUUUUGGUAGCACACAAGAGUAUCCAAUGGGCAUACUAAGAUUGAUAACACUGCCAGCACUCUAUUGCACGUUAUAUUUCAAUUUACAUUAUGGAUUAAGUAAUUUGUUUUAUGUCUGUCUUUGAAACUAUAUAUUUGUGACAAACCUUAAGUUUACAGCAAUGGUUUAUAGAUUAUAACUUCAAUAAUUUCUUGUUUAUAAUCAAUUUUACUACUACAGUGUAGCUUAUGGAUUUUCUGAACUUGGCCAAUGAAACAUGUACUGCGAUUCGACCCACUA
Cucumis sativus (cucumber) is the source of this 1470-nucleotide messenger RNA. RefSeq names its product probable long-chain-alcohol O-fatty-acyltransferase 5. The transcript is spliced from 3 exons. Lineage: Eukaryota; Viridiplantae; Streptophyta; Magnoliopsida; Cucurbitales; Cucurbitaceae. The record is from RefSeq and is a predicted model, not a curated record. Gene Ontology annotation, biological process: lipid metabolic process. The coding region runs from base 102 to 1139 and encodes 345 amino acids.